This is a messenger RNA of Pipistrellus kuhlii (Kuhl's pipistrelle), 2157 nucleotides long. RefSeq names its product acetoacetyl-CoA synthetase (gene AACS). Gene Ontology annotation, cellular component: cytosol. NCBI's taxonomy places the organism in Eukaryota, Metazoa, Chordata, Mammalia, Chiroptera, Vespertilionidae. The record is from RefSeq and is a predicted model, not a curated record. The coding region runs from base 97 to 2094 and encodes 665 amino acids. The transcript is spliced from 18 exons. Gene Ontology annotation, biological process: lipid metabolic process; positive regulation of insulin secretion. Gene Ontology annotation, molecular function: acetoacetate-CoA ligase activity.
CGGGCCGCGUGGGGGCCGGCUGCGCCCGGCUCAGUCCACGCUCCGCCGAGCCGCUCGCGCCGUCCCGCCGGCCCGCGCCCCGCGCCCCCCGCAGCCAUGUCCAACGAGAUCGUGGGGUGCCGGCUGAUGUGGGAGCCCGACAGCAAGAGGAACACGCAGAUGGACCGCUUCCGGGCGGCCGUGGGCGCCUCCUGCGGCCUGGCGCUGGGCAGUUACCACGACCUGUACCAGUGGUCCGUGGAGUGCUACGCGGACUUCUGGGCCGAGUUCUGGAAGUUCAGCGGCAUCGUGUCCUCGCGGAUGUACGAGGAGGUGGUGGACCCCUCCAAGGGGGUGGCGGACGUCCCCGAGUGGUUCGCCGGCAGCCGGCUCAACUACGCCGAGAACCUGCUGCGGCACCGGCUCAGCGACAAGGUGGCCCUCUACGUGGCCCGGGAGGGCCGCGAGGAGGUGGCGAAGGUGACCUUCGAGGAGCUGCGGCAGCAGGUGGCGCUGCUGGCGGCCGCCAUGCGGAGGAUGGGCGUGCGGAGCGGGGACCGCGUGGUGGGCUACCUCCCCAACGGGGAGCACGCCGUGGAGGCCAUGCUGGCCGCUGCGAGCAUCGGCGCCAUCUGGAGCUCCACAUCCCCGGACUUCGGGGUGAACGGUGUCCUGGACCGGUUCUCCCAGAUCCAGCCCAAGCUCCUCUUCUCCGUGGAGGCCGUGGUGUACAACGGCCGGACGCACGGCCACCUGGACAAGCUGCAGCGGGUGGUGAAGGGGCUGCCGGACCUGCAGAAGGUGGUGGUGAUCCCUUACGUGGCGCCCCGGGAGGCGGUGGACAUCUCCCAGGUCCCCCACAGCGAGUUCCUGGAGGACUUCCUGGCGGCCGGGCGGGGGGACCAGGCGCCGCAGCUGGAGUUCGAGCAGCUGCCCUUCAGCCACCCGCUGUUCAUCAUGUUCUCCUCCGGCACCACCGGCGCGCCCAAGUGCAUGGUGCACUCGGCCGGGGGCACCCUCAUCCAGCACCUGAAGGAGCACAUGCUCCACGGCGACAUGGGCAGCAGCGACAUCCUCCUCUACUACACCACGGUGGGCUGGAUGAUGUGGAACUGGAUGGUGUCCGCCUUGGCCACGGGCGCCGCGCUGGUCCUGUACGACGGCUCCCCGCUGGUGCCCACGCCCACCGUGCUCUGGGACCUGGUGGACAGGCUGGGCAUCACCAUCCUGGGAACCGGGGCCAAGUGGUUGUCGGUGCUGGAGGAGAGAGGCCUGAAGCCAGCGGACACGCACAGCCUGCAGACGCUGCACACGAUCCUGUCCACGGGCUCCCCGCUCAAAGCGCAGAGCUACGAGUACGUGUACACGAGCGUCAAGAGCAACGUGCUGCUGGGCUCCAUCUCAGGCGGCACCGACAUCAUCUCCUGCUUCAUGGGCCAGAACGUCUCCCUCCCCGUCUACCGGGGCGAGAUCCAGGCCCGCAACCUGGGCAUGGCCGUGCAGGCCUGGGACGAGGCAGGCAGGGCCGUCUGGGGCGAGAGCGGGGAGCUGGUGUGCACCAGGCCCUUCCCCUGCCAGCCCACGCACUUCUGGAAUGACGAGACGGGCAGCAAGUACCGGAAGGCCUACUUCUCCAAGUUCCCAGGUGUCUGGGCGCACGGCGACUACUGCAAGAUCAACCCCAGGACCGGGGGCAUCGUCAUGCUGGGCCGGAGCGACGGCACGCUCAACCCCAACGGCGUGCGCUUCGGCAGCUCCGAGAUCUACAACAUCGUGGAAGCCUUCGAGGAGGUGAGCGACAGCCUGUGCGUCCCGCAGCACAACCGCGACGGCGAGGAGCGCGUGGUGCUGUUCCUGCGGAUGGCGGCCGGCCACGCCUUCCGGCCCGCGCUGGUGCAGCGCAUCCGCGACGCCAUCCGCAGCGGCCUGUCCGCCCGGCACGUGCCCAGCCUCAUCCUGGAGACCAAGGGCAUCCCGUACACGCUCAACGGCAAGAAGGUGGAGGUGGCGGUGAAGCAGGUGAUUGCGGGCCAGGCCGUGGACCCCCGCGGCGCCUUCUCCAACCCCGAGGCCCUGGAGCUGUACCGCCACGUGCCCGAGCUGCAGGGCUUCUGAGCCUCCGCCGCCGUGCGCCCCGGCCCGGCCCGGCCCCGGCCCCGCCCCCCGGCCCCGGCCCCG